AUGGCUCCCGGCGCACUCCUGCAAGAGCACGACACCCGCACGGCGCCGCCAGUCUCCAAGGCAGCACCCGCAGAGUCCAACUUCACCAUCCCCUCGCCCUUCCCCAACCUCGUCAGCACCGACUACCCAGACUUCCGGGCCGAGCUGGCGGAGAAUGGCUUCGCCAUCAUCAAGGGCGCGAUCCCCCGCGAGCGGGCGGUCGGGUACCAGGAGAAGGCAUACGAGUGGAUCAAGUCGUUCCCGGGGGACCUCGACAUGAACGACCCGGAGACGUGGGUCGAAAAGAACCUGCCCAUGACCAACAGCAUCAAGGCGUACGCGUACUACUGCGUGAGCCACGAGAAGUUCUUCUGGGACGCGCGGCAGGAGCUCGGGGUGCUGGGGGCCUUUGCCAAGCUCUGGGGCACCGACGAGCUGCUCGUGAGCUUCGACGCCAUGAACCUGACAUUUCCAAACCGCAAGGACGUCCCCCGCCGCCCGACGUGGGAGCACAUUGACCAGAGCCCGAUGCGGCGCGGGGUGCACUGCGUCCAGGGCCUCAUGGCGCUGUCCCCCUCGGGCCCGGAGGACGGCGGGCUGGUCGUGUUCCCGGGCUCGCACAAGCUCAACGAGGAGUUCUUUGACACGCAGACGACCCGCGAGUCGUGGCUGCCCAUGAAGGACGUGCACGUCUUCUCGCGGGAACAGCUCGACUGGUUCGCCGCCCGCGGCGUGCACCCGCACAAGGUCUGCCUCGAGGUCGGCGACAUGGUCAUGUGGGACAGCCGCACCAUCCACUACGGCAGCGAGCCCACCGAGAAGAGCAGCCAGAUCCGGACAGCCCUGUACGCCACGUACGUCCCGGCCAGCCUCGCCAGCGCCGACCAGCUCGAACUCAAGAGGCAGGCCUUCGAGUCCUACAGCAGCACCACCCACUGGCCGCACCAGUACAUUGUCGCCCGCCCAAAUGUAGUCUAUCUCCCGGACGGUUCUCGUGAUCCCCGGAACCGGGACGGCCCCCUCGAGAGGCCGGAGAUGACGGACAAGCUGCUGAAGCUUGCAGGCGUGAUUCCUUAUUGA
Molecule: messenger RNA, 1059 nt
Organism: Microdochium trichocladiopsis
Lineage: Eukaryota; Fungi; Ascomycota; Sordariomycetes; Xylariales; Microdochiaceae
Product: phytanoyl-CoA dioxygenase
Exons: 1
Coding region: 1-1059 (352 amino acids)
Source: RefSeq, a predicted model, not a curated record